GUUUUGGCCAAGGAUUUAGGAACUAAGAACUCUAUCGUUGGCCCCUUUGAAAUGGCAGCAGCUUCGACUUCUCUUUCUCACACUUUCUACACAUUUCGUUUCCCUUCUAUACACCCAAGAACCUUGAUUCAACCCUUUCCUCAAUGCACCCAUCACGAUUUCUCCACCAACAAGAGCACUAAAUUUGCUGUAUCAAGAUGGAAUCCAGUAAUAACCAACCAUAGCAGACGUUCAUUGUCCAAAACCUAUCUCUCAUUUCAAGACUCUGCUCCUGAAAUGAGUGAUGACGAGGAUAGCCCCAGUGAGUCGGAAAUGUCAAAAGAUGAAGCAGAUGAGAAAUAUUCAUCUAGUUUGAAGUCCCUCAUGCAAGUUUACAAGGAGGCCAUCUUAGUUGGAGAUGUAAAGCUUGAAUCUGAAAUUGAGGUGGUCAUAUCCUCAGUCAAAAAGGAGAGAAAUGAUUUGGCUCAAAAAGUAUCUGCUUUAUCAGCAGAUAUCAAUUCUGGAAAGGAAAAAUAUGUCCGUUUGCAAGCAGAUUUUGAUAAUUAUAGGAAAAGAUCUGAGAAGGAGAAACUAACAAUCAGGACCAAUGCUCAAGGGGAAAUAAUUGAAAGCCUCUUGCCCAUGGUUGAUAACUUUGAGAGAGCUAAGCGACAGAUCAAACUAGAAACUGAGAUGGAAAAGAAAAUUGAUGCAAGUUACCAGGGAAUAUACAAACAAUUCGUGGAGAUAAUGAGGAGCUUGCGCGUCGCUGCUGUUCCAACUGUUGGCAAGCCAUUUGAUCCCGCGCUACACGAGGCUAUUGCUCGUGAGGAAUCUCAGGAAUUUAGCGACGGAAUUGUAAUUGAAGAAUUUCGGCGUGGGUUUUUACUUGGAGACCGCCUUAUAAGGCCAGCAAUGGUUAAGGUUUCAUCAGGACCUGGUAAAAGGGUUCCCUCUUCAGUUACACAGAAAUCCCCAGCAGCAACUGUUGGAGUUGAUGAAAGCUAGUUCAAUUUCACAGGGAUACUUUCAAUUCUUUGAAGAGCGAAGAUUACUUCGAAUCGUAUAAAUGGAUUUGAAUUCUUAUCAGUCUUGGCAAUCCUCGGCGAUAGUGUACAAUCAUUUAUGCCUUACUUUUUUUUUUUUUUUUUGCAUGAUGAGAAUUAUGGGGAAUACUUCCUUUGAAUGUUAAGAGAUUCAAUCCAGUUGUUGAAGGGAAAAUAUGCUUGUUUUGCUGUUGGUCUAAAUGCUUGUGGACUAUCUUUUGCAUUAGUAUGAAAAACCAUUUUCCUUAA
Lycium ferocissimum is the source of this 1274-nucleotide messenger RNA. RefSeq lists its product as uncharacterized. The transcript has 3 exons. NCBI's taxonomy places the organism in Eukaryota, Viridiplantae, Streptophyta, Magnoliopsida, Solanales, Solanaceae. Gene Ontology annotation, cellular component: chloroplast. Bases 52 to 987 code for a protein of 311 amino acids. The record is from RefSeq and is a predicted model, not a curated record. Gene Ontology annotation, biological process: protein folding. Gene Ontology annotation, molecular function: protein homodimerization activity; protein-folding chaperone binding; adenyl-nucleotide exchange factor activity.